AUGGCUGAUCUUGCUGUUUUGAAGAGAACUCGAGCGUGGCCUGAUGAACAAAUUUUGCCUCUUGUUGAUCCGGGAGUAUUGGAUAAGGAGAUUGAAGAUUCGGAGCGAAUCAAAGAUGAGCUGUUCCUUGCCAUGUCUACUGUAGAUCGUGCUCUCUCGACAUUGCCACCUCCUACCCCCUUUAGUACAAGUAGAUUAAGUCCUGUUAGAACUCCUGUUGUUUCUGCCAAACUGCCUAAGCUGACGUUGAAGUCUUUUAAUGGAAGUCUAGCUGCAUGGACCUCAUUUUGGGAUUCCUUCAAAUCGGCCAUUCAUGAUAACCCCAGCUUGGCAACCAUUGAUAAAUUUUCUUAUUUGCAGUCUUUAUUGGAAGGGAAAGCCAAGGAAACUAUUGCAGGCCUUGCCCUUACUGAUGCCAACUAUUCUACGGCGAUUGACUUAUUGCAGAAGAGGUUUGGCAGCAAGGAGAGGAUUACUGCAGCUCAUAUGGACGUACUGAUGAGCCUUGAUGCAGUUUCUUCUGAUCAUCAUAUUUUCGAGCUUCGUCGCCUGUAUGACAAGACUGAGUCUACAAUUAGGAGUCUAUCUGCAUUGGGAGUACCUGUGGACUCUUAUGGAGCAUUGCUGGCUCCUGUGUUCAUAAAGAAACUUCCAUCUGAGCUCAGACUUGCUAUUGCCCGAAAGGUUCCAGCAGAUGAUUGGAACAUGACAAGGAUACUGGAGGUGCUGUUAGCAGAGGUAGAAGCUAGAGAGAGGGCCUCCCUGCCUAAGACUAAACAGAGUGGUUUUACACAAAAGCGUGGAAGGGAUUUUCCCACUACUGCCACUUUUACUGGAGGUAGCCAGAGUGGUUGCUGCUUUUGCCAGCAAGAGGACCACACACCUGCCCAGUGUACUAAAGUCACUGGAGUUGAUGAGAGAAAGCGAAUGAUUAGAGAGCAGGGCAGAUGCUUUGUUUGCCUUCGCCCAGGUCACAUUAGUAAGCACUGUCGCUCUUCAAUGAGCUGUGCUACUUGUAGAGGGAGACAUCACUCUAGUGUAUGUAUGACGAACUCAAAGCCUAAAUCAGGCCAGAGGCCUCCUACUGCUAGAGAUGGUGCUUCCCCACAUUUGUCUAAGGGGCUUAAUCCAGAGACCCCUCCAUUUCAAGGAUCAAAUACAGGUGCCACAUUCUAUACUAGUUCUAGAGAGUCUACUCUCUUGCAAGUGGCACGCGUCUUUGCCUUCAAUCUAAAUGAGCCUGGUAAUAGAAUGUCUUUAUAUGUCCUAUUGGACAGUGGGAGCCAGUGCUCAUAUAUUACUCGAAGUGCAUGCCAGAGGUUGGGAUUGCUAUCUCUGGGCACUAAAUCAGUUUCUAUAAUGACCUUUGGGUCUAGAAAGGAGUGUCGUACUGAAUGCCAUGUUGUAAAACUGGGUCUUGAGCUUAAAAAUAAUGCUCAUAUGGAGCUUAAGCUGCUCACAGUUAGCCACAUUUGUGAGCCUUUGACGUAUGAAGUCAUAGAUUUGCAUAAGUAUCCUCAUCUGAAUAAUUUGGACUUUUCUAUUCCAUUGGAUCAUUGCAAGCAGAUAAAGCCAGACAUCUUAAUUGGAUCUGACCAGUAUUGGUCUCUACUUACAGGUGAGAUAAUGAAGAGUAACAAUGGGCCUGUUGCUCUAAACUCAUGCUUUGGCUGGAUUUUAUCUGGUACUGCUGCUGUGAAACAGUCUAGUGCACGGAGUGCUACUAUGGUCACCCAUGUUUUAAGGGUUGAUGGUGUCCAUGAAGACAUGAGCCUAGAACAUAGAUUACGUUCAUUUUGGGAGCUAGAAUCUUUAGGAAUUUUGGAAGAUGAGAAUUUAGUGCAAACUCAAUUUGGUGAUCAUGUGAAGUUUGCUAAUGGUAAGUAUGUUGUUUCCCUGCCUUGGAAAGACUCUUGCAUUUCUCUUGCUGAUAACUAUCAGCUUUGUUUACGUCGAUUAAGUGGUUUGUUUAAGCGCCUGAAGAGCUCUCCUGAGUUAUUGAAGAAAUAUGAUGAUAUCAUUAGAGAGCAACUAGCCUUGGGAAUUAUUGUCCCUGUUGAGAACUCUGAAGAAUGCAGUGUGGCUCGUAUACACUAUUUACCGCAUCAUUGUGUGUUGAGACAGGAUAAGUCUACUACAAAAUUAAGAAUUGUAUACGAUGCCUCUGCUAAGACUAACGGUCCAUCAUUGAAUAAUUGCCUCCAUAUAGGACCUUCAUUGCAUCAAAGGCUAGCUAAGAUUCAUAAUGUCAACUCUCUCAUCAUUCAGUAUAUAGACUUUAUUAAGAUAGGCACCCUUACAAUAGAUUUAGAAUGA
Molecule: messenger RNA, 2316 nt
Organism: Amphimedon queenslandica
Lineage: Eukaryota; Metazoa; Porifera; Demospongiae; Haplosclerida; Niphatidae
Exons: 3
Coding region: 1-2316 (771 amino acids)
Molecular function (GO): zinc ion binding; nucleic acid binding
Source: RefSeq, a predicted model, not a curated record